AUGAAGUCUCUCCUCUGGAUCGCCAUCUGGGGUGCGUCAUCCAAAUCCCAAAAAUACACGACAUUGAAGAGAUUAAAAGUUGAAGGUCACGUCUUGGUCCGCUUUGAAAGAAGCAGACGAGGAACCCCAAAAUCAACGGAGCUUCCAGAGCAAAUUCUCAUCUUCGACAUACAGUUCAAUCGGAGCCUGAAAAUAUAUACUAUUGCGAGCGUCCAGAACAGCAUUCCCCCAUGGCAUGACCUUGACUCAGAGCCGGACUUCACGUUACAGAAUGAGACUUCCACACGGGGCGACUUUGUGACUGUCAAGCUCUACGAUAAAAGCGAUUCGGAUGGCGACAUCGCGCACAUUGACGAUGUCAAGGCUCUCCCGAGCCCGGAUCAACGAAAGCUUGUGCUUCUUAGUUGGGUCUACCCUUACAAUGGGACAUACCAUGGGAGCAAUUAUAUGCAGAUUGUUCUGUGGGAUACCAUCGGCAGUCACGCAGCUACGGAACAAGUGCAAGGUAUCUGCCACGACCAGUUUUAUAAUGCCUGCGGAGGGGUCAAACUUUGUGGUAAAAAGCAAGCGGACGUGUGGCAGAAAAGAAAAGAUGAAAAAACUCAACUUCGCCGGGGGCGAGCCCUUCCUCUACCCCAAGUUCUUGGGCAGUCUGGUGGACUAUUGAAAGGAUACCCUGAAGCUGCACUCCAUCUCCAUCGUCACAAACGGCAGCUUGGUCAUCAAGGCAUUCCUGUCGAAGCAUGGACAUCAAAUUGA
This is a messenger RNA of Exophiala bonariae, 759 nucleotides long. RefSeq lists its product as uncharacterized. The record is from RefSeq and is a predicted model, not a curated record. The coding region runs from base 1 to 759 and encodes 252 amino acids. NCBI's taxonomy places the organism in Eukaryota, Fungi, Ascomycota, Eurotiomycetes, Chaetothyriales, Herpotrichiellaceae. The transcript has 2 exons.